CUUCCUCCGCUUGCAGCUUCAGACAUUUGGGGAAUCCUGAAACAAGUUGUUCCCGCAAAGAGGCAUUGCCAACGUAGUGUAAGAAGACUCUGAAUGAAAAGAGGAAACCGAAAGAGGCUGUUUCACUAAGAGCCUUGACAUUCCUGCCCUCCCGUGUUCGCUCCUUCAUAUCUUUCGCUGUGGACACUGACUGCGCUGGCUGGACACCGUGAGACUCAAGAUUAUGGACAUAGAGACCCUGUAGAGCCCAACACACUGCAUGUACACUCGACUUGCUGAUGGCAGCUGUGCAGUGGGACUGAUCGUUGAGUCAGAUCAGAGAGACACUCACUGCUGGGGAGCGCCAGAAGACUCGGUGUGGUCUCCCACAGGCCCCGCCCCCAUGGACCUGCGUGUAGGUGAGCGUCUGGUGCGUCCGGGUUCGGACCCGGCCUUCCUGUCCCCUCUGCACCCCCCUCUGCUGAUCAACCCCUUCAAUCCGCAGCACUGUUCCCAGUACAGCCAGCAGCAGCUGCAGCAGCGCAUACAGUCAUAUAACAUGGAGCAGCAUCUACGAGACCAAGAACUAGCGAAACAACAGCUACAGCAGCUUAAAAACAAGGACAAGAGUCAACAGAGUGCUGUGGCCAGUGCGCUGGUGAAGCAGAAACUAGCGCAAGUGAUUCGGAAGAAGCAGAAGGCGGUGCUAGAGAGGACCAACUCCAACCCUCUGAGCAGCCCGUCCGUCGCCUACCGGGAGCUGGUUCCAGAUCCCGGCGCUCCUGUGCAGCCGCUCAUGUCCUCCACGAAUCCAGCUCUCAGCGAAGGGCCUGACGAACCACCCCUGAGACGAGCAACCUCGGAGCCCAACCUGAAGGUGAAGCACAAGUUAAAGAAGCACCUGAACACCCGUAAGAGCCCGCUGACCCGUAAAGAGAGCGCUCCGCCGGCCGUCAAACACCGCGUGCCUGACACGCUGGAUUCGUCCCCCAGCAGCAGCAGCACCCCAGUGUCCGGCUGCAGCUCCCCGAACGACAGUCUGCCCCAUGAGAACGGAGCGCUGCCCUCCUCCAGCCUGGCCCAUGAGGCUCAGAGGCUGCUGUUGCAGGACGGCUCUUUAGCUCACUUCACGGUGCAGAAUCCCUCGGGUCUCCCCACCAUCACGCUCGGCCUCCCCGCCAACACCAAGGCGGAGGGGGAGCUGGGCUCGCUGAAGCUGGGUCGUGUGCCCGGGGUGUCAGGGGCGUCUCCCGUGAUGCUUCCUCUGGGUGUGGAAGAGCAGAGCGGGCUCAUACAGCCCGUCCUCAUCCUGGAGCCCUCUGGACUCAUACACACCCCUCUCCUGGCCGUUCCAGGUCUGGGUCCGGUUCCCCUUCAGUUCAGCGCGUCUGGUCCUCACAAGCCUCUGAGCCGGACCCGCUCCGAGCCGCUGCCCCAGAGUCCCCGUGCGCUCCACCCGCACCUGCUCCAGCAGCAGCAGCACAGCGCUCAGAUCCUGGAGAGACUCAAGCAGCAGACGCACCUGGGCAAGCUCAUGUCGAAGUCCAGCGAGAAGCCUCGCCUCCGGCAGAUCCCGUCAGAGGACAUGGACUCGGAGGAGGUGGGGCCUUCAGCGGGCGACGCCCACCAGGGCAGGGUGAGGGCGGAGUCUCAGAGAGAGCUGGAGAGUCAAGAGGAGCAGCUCAACCUGCAACACACCGUCAUUCUCAACCAGUCCCGUCUGUGGGAGACACAGAAGCAGCUGCAGCAGCUGCGCAGACAGACGGCUCACAUGGAGACACUGGCGGUACCCAUGAUGCUCGGCGCCGCGCACCGGCCGCUCUCUCGUACGCAGUCGUCUCCAGCCUCCACCUCGCUGACGCUGCCGGACAAAGCCUUGCCUCUCACCACGGCCCCGGAGCCGCCCCAGAGCCAGCCGCGCUUCACCACGGGCCUGGUGUAUGACUCCCAAAUGCUGAAGCACCAGUGCACGUGUGGAGACAACAGCAGCCACCCAGAGCAUGCUGGGAGAAUCCAGAGCAUCUGGUCACGCUUGCAGGAGAGGGGCCUCAGGGGCCAGUGCGAGAGUAUUCGGGGAAGGAAGGCCACUCUGGAGGAGUUACAGUCUGUUCACACCGAGCGUCACGUUCUGCUGUACGGCACCAAUCCACUCAACCGCCUCAAACUGGACAACCGCAAGCUGGCCGGCAUACUGUCACAGCGGAUGUUCGUCAUGCUGCCCUGUGGGGGAGUCGGGGUGGACAAUGACACCAUCUGGAACGAGAUGCACACGUCCACAGCGUCCCGCAUGGCGGCCGGGAGCGUGACUGAGCUGGCCUUCAGAGUGGCUAAAGGAGAGCUCAAGAACGGCUUUGCUGUGGUCAGGCCACCAGGACAUCACGCAGACCCGUCAAACCCCAUGGGUUUUUGUUUCUUCAACUCGGUGGCGAUUGCUGCUAAGCAGCUCCAGCAGAAGCUCAGCGCCAGUAAAAUCCUCAUCGUUGAUUGGGAUGUUCAUCAUGGCAACGGCACCCAGGAAAUCUUCUACAAUGACCCCAGCGUCCUCUACAUCUCUCUCCAUCGCUAUGAUAAUGGAAACUUCUUCCCUGGGAGUGGUGGACCGGCAGAGGUGGGUUCUGGUGUCGGUGAGGGUUUCAACAUUAAUGUGGCUUGGACCGGUGGUCUUGAACCUCCCAUGGGCGAUGCUGAGUACCUGGCUGCCUUCAGGACGGUGGUGAUGCCCAUUGCUCAGGAGUUUUCCCCAGACGUCGUGUUGGUUUCUUCAGGGUUUGACGCCGCAGAAGGACACCCUGCUCCUUUGGGAGGAUACAAAGUCACUGCUAAAUGUUUCGGCUUUUUGACUCGGCAGUUGAUGGCGUUAGCAGGAGGACGCGUGGUUCUAGCAUUAGAGGGAGGUCACGACCUCACAGCCAUAUGUGAUGCUUCUGAGGCUUGCGUCAGCGCUCUGCUGGGACUGGAGGAGCCUCUUCCUGAGUCGACUCUCCUGCAGACGCCCAAUGCCAACGCAGUGCUUUCACUGCAAAGAGUGCUGCAAAUACAGAGUCAGUAUUGGUCGUCACUGAAGCCGUUGAUGGGCACAGUGGGGCUGUCGUUUUUGGGCGCCCAGAGGAAAGACUGUGAGGAAACGGACACAGUGAAUGCGAUGGCGUCCCUCUCCGUGGGGGUCUUGACCAACAAAAGCCUUGUUGAUGAACCCAUGGAGCAUGACGAAGACUCCCUUUAAACCAGGUCUUUACACGUCUGAAAACUGUCCAGUACCGAAUGGUGCUCCACACCAUGUGAACGAGCCGUGCCUCAAGACCAGCAGUGCCUCAGGGGGCGUGGCUUCCUCAUCAAGGCCCCUCCCCCAAGACCCCACCUCAACACUGACCACCAGCGCAGCGCGGCUAAGCUAACAACCCGCAGCCACAGUUCUGCCGGGGCUCUGGGAUCCACGCCGUCUUCUCCAUUCACAUACCACACAAACAAACAAACAAACACACUAGGACGCAUGAGUGUGUUUUUAACAUUCACUAAUGCGCUGAAGGACACCAGUCGCUCAGAUAUUCACCACCGGUGCCUCGAAAGACACUGUUUACUUUGGCUGGAGCUGCGAAAGCAGAUUUGCAGGAACGGUUGAGGAUUAUUUAACCCUUUUUAAAGGCACCCCACUUUCCUACCCCUGACUGUGCUGGGAGAAAAUGAGGGGUUUCCUUGCACCUGGCAACCGCAAAGUGGCUUCACUCUAUGAUGUCAUAACUAUUAAUCAAUUUAACCACUAAAGAAGAAGAAAACGAUCUCGACAACUGUGGGUUUUAUAAAUCGUAUUUGUAAUUUUUUUUUUUUUUUGCACUGUGCAUUCCAUAAUGUGAACCGUGAAAUUUUCCAGACAUCUGGGAAAAGAAAAAUAGAAUUCUCUAUCUAGAUUUACACGCUUAACAUUCUUUUCUCUUUAAAGUCGCAUUCUUGUCAAGUUCAGUUACGUUCUACCUGCAUUCCCCGCAUGAAGGCUGUAAACUUGAAUAACUUCGAGAUACUUAUCUGUAUUGAUUCUGUGUAUCUGACUUAAUGCCUUGUGUUUUUAAAAGGCCAGAGGGACAAACCAGCUAUGAGCAAGUUAAUUGCACACACCCACCAAAAAAAACACACAUAUACGCCCAUAUUUCUGUGCAGACAUCGCAUCCUUAUGACCACUGUACAGUUAAUAUCGUGGACACAGGAAGUGCUUAAGCUUUCCCUAGACUAACUGUAACGCAAAGUAGCUCAGUCUCUUUUUAGACCAAACUAAUUUUAAUAUGAUGUCUAUAUGUGUGUGCCUUUGUAUCUAUCAGUCAUAUAUUUUAUCUGUUCUGUACUCACAAUCAAACCUCGAUUGACCACAAGCAAAAGUACAAAACGACAUUUGAAUGGGCUCUCGCGGCCACUUUGAUGGCAGUGUGUGAAUUUCUUUUAUAACACAGUUGUCUGUAGUUUUCACUGAUCGUGUUGUUUUGGACGAGGUAAAUGACCAGCCUGUUAACCUGUGGAGAAGACAUGUCUCAAGUUGAUUUUCUUUCAUCGCUGCGCACUUACUGACAAUUUAUUAUUUUAUUUUAUUCACGAGGGAUGCAUUGUUUUUGGAUGGCGUUCUGCUUUCCACAGAUGUCUAAUUCACACCAGUCGUGUAGAUGAAGUUGAUGGUGGUAUUAAAUAUGUCUCUCAGCCGCUUGGAUUCACAUUUACGCCAUAAUCAAUUAACCGAAAUUAAUAUCACACCAAAACGGACAGACCUCUUUAAAUACUGUGCCACUCAUCAGCAUAUUCGGUUUCAAAAACCGUAUCAUUUCUAAACAGAAAUUCGGUCUGGUUGCGUAAUCCUGAUGGGCCAAACCGCCAAAAAUAUUGCUCUGGAAAUAUUUCUGUACCACAUGCUGUAUCAGUAUCUCAUUAACGUUAAUGCCGUCUGGAUGGUCAACGGUCGGGACGUCACAUUAGACUAGUACCACACUUCGUGGUGCUUGUCUGACUUUUGCGAUGUGCUUUCGGCUUAAUGAACGCCCCGACGGAUCGCUUUCAAGUUUCCACCAAAUCUCAAAUCUUUUUGAGUUUGUGUUGCUCUGCACAAACCUUUACCUCUGCAUUCACAACCAAAUUCACACAUUGACAUGCUUUCCUGCGUCCACUACAAGAAACAAUCGUGACCUGGCAAAUUGCUGUUAUUGGGAACAUGUGGAGUAAUAACAGAGGCGUUCCUUGUGCGAUCUUUCUGUAAUUCUGCAGAUACUGAGUCCAGCACCUGCCUGACCAAUAAGUCUUUAAUUCACCCCUUUCUUGCCUUGUACCAAACCACUGUGGAUAGUCCUACAUUUGUAUGAUUCCCUGUAAAUAGCACCAUCCAUUUAUCGAUGUUUUGUGAGGUUUUCAUGAAGACCCUGGGUAGCCUUUGCCCAUCAGACCCCCGUGAAGAUAGAGCUGUUGUAAAACUGAGCAGAUGCAGACGUUCACUCAUUAAUGAAGUCCUAGCUAAUCGUUCAGAACAAGCGGCGGUCUUGCUGCGUAUUUAUAGUACUUCAAACAGUGCACUUGCAUUUCACCAUCAACAAAACAGGCCUGUUCGUCUUCAGACAAAUUGAAAGGAACUUGGUUAGCGAAAAUUCGACAGCACUUAGCCACAGUUUCACCGCUGGGACUAAAAACAGAUCUUGACAUUCCUUAGCAGUUUGGACACUGAUAUGCGUCUUACAUACAGCUCUAUUUCAGUGGUGUAUUUUUACAAUAGCUUUGUGCAUUUGUACUGUUUUGAUAUACCUCUCAAAGCGCUUGUAUUCUCUCAUCUCUCCGAACCCUUUAUGAAGUAAAACGGAGAGCUCGUGAUGUCGUCAUCGCGCAUGUAAAAGCAAACCAGCAUCAUCUUAAUUCUGUCAUUUAUUCCCUUUUGCCUUCUUGUAUGGACAUUGUAAAUAGUUUCAUACGACCAAAAGACUUCACCUACGUGCCUUGAAGUACUUUACCUGUCGACCCCACUAACUGGAUCUGUUUAACAAAGCAUAACAGAAAGUAUGUUUCUCGAAUCUUCCUUGUUUAUCUCCCAUUUCUUUUAUUUCUCUGUGUAGAGAAAAGAAUGUCUAUUUUAUACUGUUUCUUUCUUCCUAAUUAAAAGAAAAGCAUUUUUUGGUUUGCCUGGA
Messenger RNA from Carassius gibelio (silver crucian carp), 6122 nucleotides. Its product is annotated as histone deacetylase 7. Gene Ontology annotation, cellular component: histone deacetylase complex. NCBI's taxonomy places the organism in Eukaryota, Metazoa, Chordata, Actinopteri, Cypriniformes, Cyprinidae. The coding region runs from base 260 to 3202 and encodes 980 amino acids. Gene Ontology annotation, biological process: negative regulation of transcription by RNA polymerase II; chromatin organization. The record is from RefSeq and is a predicted model, not a curated record. Gene Ontology annotation, molecular function: histone deacetylase activity. The transcript has 26 exons.